This is a messenger RNA of Pezoporus occidentalis (night parrot), 716 nucleotides long. RefSeq names its product pro-melanin concentrating hormone (gene PMCH). The transcript has 3 exons. The record is from RefSeq and is a predicted model, not a curated record. Gene Ontology annotation, molecular function: melanin-concentrating hormone activity; type 1 melanin-concentrating hormone receptor binding. Gene Ontology annotation, biological process: chemical synaptic transmission; behavior. The coding region runs from base 1 to 498 and encodes 165 amino acids. NCBI's taxonomy places the organism in Eukaryota, Metazoa, Chordata, Aves, Psittaciformes, Psittacidae.
AUGUGUAUCUCAUCAUACAUGCUAAUUCUCUGUCUUUCUCUUUUUUCUCAAGGUUUUCAACUCUCAGCUUCAAAAUCGCUGCAAAAAGCAGAUGAAGGUAUGUUGCUAACCACAUUAAAUCUAGAAAAAGCUCUUCGAAAUGGAGAUAGAACUGUGAGCAGAGGCACUAUACCGUUGCUGAAGCAUUAUAAGACUGAAGACAGAGGCAUUUUAGAUGAAGAGGAUGACAAAAAGAUGAAGUUUUUGGACACAGGUUCCAGGCAUGAUUUCUUAAAUCGUGUUUUGUCAAUCAACUUGGGUAGAAAACAACUACCUUAUCUUGCACUGAAGAGAACCAUGGCUUUUCCAGCUGACACUGAAAUUCAAAAUAUCGAAUCGAUACAGGAAAGAGAGACUGCAGAUGAAGAAAAUUCAGCUAAAUUCCCUAUAGGAAGAAGAGAUUUUGACAUGCUCAGGUGUAUGCUGGGAAGAGUCUAUCGACCUUGUUGGCAAGUCUGAAAACUACUGAUCUACAGCACCUCCUUUGAAGAUCAAACGUUUUAUUAUGAAUUUAAUGUAAUUUGAAGUUACUGUGUUUCAGUGUGGCUAUAUGUAUGCAUCCAAAAAUAUAUUACCAUCACAUUGUAGUGGGAAACAAUUCAUUACCAAAAAAGAACAUAGUUGUAAUUACUAAUGAUGUAUUGUUAUCAAAAAAUAAAAAAAUUCUGUAUAAUCUA